AAAUCAAUUUCGAGCAGAAAACAGUAAAGCUCACCAAAAAGGGGAUUAGGGUUAGGGUUUUGAAGCUUCAGCUGUUCCACUCAAUUGCGUUAACACUGCAAUGGAGGCCGUUGGAGAGAUUACCGAGGCUAUGAACAACGUCAACAUCAACAACUCCGAUUCGCACAAGAAGAACCGUAUUCAGGUCUCAAACACCAAGAAGCCCCUCUUCUUCUACGUCAAUCUCGCCAAGAGGUAUAUGCAGCAGUACAAUGAGGUGGAGCUAUCUGCCUUGGGAAUGGCUAUUGCCACAGUUGUCACAAUUGCAGAAAUUCUGAAAAACAAUGGGCUGGCUGUUGAGAAAAAAAUCAUGACAUCAACUGUUGACAUAAAGGAUGAUUCUAGAGGGAGACCAGUCCAAAAAGCCAAGAUUGAGAUAUUGCUUGGGAAGACAGCAAAUUUCGAUGACUUGAUGGCCGCGGCUGCUGAGGAGAGGGAACUUGCAGCAGCAGAGGCUGAGGAGCAAAGCUAAAAGAAGUUCCUUCAGUUGUUUGAGGCUUCUUUUGCAUCCUGUUUCAUGUACUCUAAAUAUGGUUAUGGGAAUAAAUUUUGCUUAAAUAUUUUUGAAUCGUAGAAUAUGUAUGAAGAAAGGCGUUGUAUGCAUGUAACUUCUUUUUGGUCCAUAUGUGUACUGCACCCAGUAUGAGAUUAAGGACUUUAACCUAUUGUUCUCUCUCUAUGUACUGUAUUUGGUUGGUAAGAUGGUUGUCAUAGCAUCCCGAAGUGACCAUGAAAUGAAAUCAACCAGGAUGAUGGGAGCCUUUCUUAGAUGUUUAGUUGGCUUUCUUCACAGAAGAGGUGGGUUUACAAAUGCUUUUGCGAUGAAGGUUUCCAUUUGAUGUUAGGAGAAAAGAGAUUUGAAACAAUCUGGGGGUUUGGAAGAAGAGACUUGAAAAUUUGGAUAAAUCUGGAUUGUAUCAUCAACCCGGGAGUUUUGGAUUGAUUGCAGAGUUCAUAUCGAUCCCCAUUCUGGGGAGUUCAAGUUGGUCCUGAUUCAAAUGUUAGUUUGAUAUUUGUCCACCCGUUAUAGUGAAGCUUAAAGACGACUUGAAAUACGAAGUUAAGGAGAAAGAAGCUGGUGAUCAGUUUACAGACGAGAAGGCUGUUCAAACUGCAGGGGAUCGCUAUCGUCUGGAGGUCGGCAUCACGGCAUGCAAAGCUGGAAGCAGGUACCAAGUCAAGAAGCUGCUCCACGUAGGUGACAUCGAGAGUAUGUGAGAGAAGUGGAGAGGGAGGACAAGAGAAGAGGGAAGGAGCC
Fragaria vesca subsp. vesca is the source of this 1297-nucleotide messenger RNA. RefSeq lists its product as uncharacterized. Gene Ontology annotation, cellular component: nucleus. NCBI's taxonomy places the organism in Eukaryota, Viridiplantae, Streptophyta, Magnoliopsida, Rosales, Rosaceae. Gene Ontology annotation, molecular function: RNA binding. The transcript has 5 exons. The record is from RefSeq and is a predicted model, not a curated record. The coding region runs from base 101 to 511 and encodes 136 amino acids.